Molecule: messenger RNA, 3165 nt
Organism: Scylla paramamosain (green mud crab)
Lineage: Eukaryota; Metazoa; Arthropoda; Malacostraca; Decapoda; Portunidae
Product: bestrophin-2-like
Exons: 10
Coding region: 540-2603 (687 amino acids)
Molecular function (GO): chloride channel activity
Source: RefSeq, a predicted model, not a curated record
AAGAGAGAGAGAGAGAGAGAGAGAGAGAGAGAGAGAGAGAGAGAGAGAGAGAGAGAGAGAGAGGAAGUGACCAAUCACUGUUCUAUGAACACGCGUGCAUGCUCGUGUGUGAUUAUCAUAAAAGAGUAUGUGUCAUUCAUCCCUGGUGUUAACGGUUACGUAGUACUCUCGCGAUCAUCAGCUGUACUCCCGGAGAGAGCUUGAGGCUCAUAUCUAUGGAUAAGGCUGAGACCUUUCACACAACCCACUCCCAACCUUCUUGUUCAAGGACAGUACCAACGGAGCGCUAGCGUCAGUGUGUCAAGUGAUAGGCGAAGAAGUUACCACUGAGCUUGUGAGUAGUGUGUGUGUGUGUGUGUGUGUGUGUGUGUGUGUGUGUGUGUGUGUGUGUGUGUGUGUGUGUGUGUGUGUGUGUGUGUGUGUAUGUGUGUGUGUGUAACCACACAUACAUUCAAACGGUCAGUCAUCUGGGUGUAAGCGAUGCAAGUGUAAAGAAGUGUUGGUGCUGGUGCUGCCUGCCUGGUGCCCGUCGCAUCACCAUGACCGUCAGCUACACAAAGAAAGUCUCCGAUUGUAAGGGAUUUGGAUCCUUCUGGCGACUGCUCUUCAGAUGGCGAGGCAGCUUGUACAAGCUGGUAUGGCCAGACACGUGUGUGUACUGCAUGCUGUACUUCCUGUGCUCCAUGGUGUACAGGUUUGGCCUCGACGAGGAGCAGCGAAGGAUCUUCGAGCACGUAGCCCUCUACUGCGACUACUUCAGAAACCUCAUCCCCAUCUCCUUCGUGCUGGGCUUCUACGUGAGUGUGGUGGUGCAGCGGUGGUGGGAGCAGUACCUGUCUAUUCCCUGGCCAGACUCCCUGGCGCUGCUGUGCACGGCCUACAUCGGCGGCAGGGGUGAAAGGGAAAGGAGCAUAAGGGCGACAGUGCUACGCUACGUCAAUCUGUGCUGCGCCUUAACGUUUUCCACCAUCUCGCCGCGGGUUGGCAGGAAAUUCCCGAGUUACAAGGAACUGAUGGAAGCAGGUUACCUCACGCCGCGGGAAAUGAAGGUGCUAGAGAACCAGAGAGGCAGGUCGUCCGCCGCCCUCACCACUCUGCCAAUGAUGUGGGCGUGCAAGGUGGUGGAGGGGGCGCGGACAUGUGGCUACGUAAGGGACGACCACGGCCUUCGACUACUGGUGGCGGAGUUGAUGGCACUGCGAGACAAGGCGGGCAUGUUGGUGCGCUGGACGGACAUUAGCAUACCGCUCGUGUAUACCCAGGUGGCCACAAUGGCAGUAUACUCGUUCUUCUCCUUCUCCGUGCUGGGGCGUCAGUUUCUGGACCCCGGACAGCACUACACCAACCGCACCAUUGACUUCUUCGUGCCAAUAUUCACGCUGCUGCAGUUCGUCUUCUACAUGGGCUGGCUUAAGGUUGCCGAAUCUCUGGUGAACCCUUUUGGGGAGGACGAUGACGACUUCGAGCUGGAGUGUAUCCUGGAGCGACAUCUCAAGAUGUCGUACUUGCUUGGAGACGUAACGCCGAGCGACGAUCCGCUAGCGGAAGACGACGAGGACGACUGCCGCUGGAAGGUGUGCCCCGGGGCCUAUGCGGCGCCCACGGAAGACCUGGCCUUCCUCACCCACUCGGGACGGCGCAGGGAGGCCAGGCUGCGGCGUAGUAUGGAAGGGGAGGCAGCGGCGGCUGCGGCUGCGGCCUCCUCCUUUAGGAGAACUGAAAGUGAUUUGGAGACAGCUAUCUUGGCACCUGAGUCCAUGUGUAGCAGGGGCGGCGACUUCGUGUGGGAGGAGAUGGACUUGAGUGGACCGGCAGACGCCACGCUAACCCCUGGUACCACCACCCCCACCACCACCACUCCCACUGCAGGCUAUCCCCUCUACCCACGCAAGCCCAGCCACCCCCUCCAGUCCCAACCCGCCUCCGGCCCAACCACCCCGACAGGCAGUAACCCCAUGCUGUGUCCUAGCAGCGUGGCGGCGGCCCCCACGAUCACUACCACCACGCCCACACCACCACGCUCCCCCAGAGAGGAGGAGAAUGCGUCACGAGACAUUGAGAUGCGCCACACCGCCACACCGAGCUACACUCAGCCUGGCCACACUUCCCCAACCAUCUACUCCCAGGCUGGCCAUCCUCUCCUUGGCCACACCACCACACUGGCUAGCCACACCCACACUGACCCUUCCCACCACAGCAUACAAAGCAGCUCUCUCCCUGGUCACAACAGCAAAACCACCACCACCUCUCCGAGCCACACCACCACUCCUGAUCACUCCUUCUCAGGCCACAUGGCACAGUGCGGCGGCUCGAACACCUCGCACACCCCGCACACCUCCCACCGCCCCAACAGGAGCGGCCUGACCCUCGACGGCAUCAUCAACCCAAUGUACACACACUGGUGCGAGUGUCAUUCACCCAUGGGAUCGUCUUCUAGUCUCGCGACACACAUUACAAGUUGCACAGAACUGUGUAUACUGUUUCUCGACGUGAUCCUCUGCAAAGGCGUCAUUCUGAAAGUCCUGUCUGUGCCACCAUGGGUGACGAUCGACUAUCUAAACCUCCAAAAGCAGAAGGGAGCGACCGUUGAAGCCUCCAAAUAGAAGAAUCGCAGUAGAAAUGUUCACCAGAACUAUACGGAUAAAAAUCUAGACGGAGGUAGACAAAGGUUGGAUCUAAGUACAUGUACUUAUACUUGGAUUUAGGUACGUACAUAUAUUUCAUGCACUUGUACCUUGAGUUUGUAAAUAUUAUCGUACUUGUACUUAGAUCUUAAUUACUUGAAAAAUCAGCGAUUACUCUCAAGUACGAUCAAGAACUUUGUAUUAUUUUAAGGGAGGUGCCACCGAUAAUUCAGGAGGGAAAACGUUGUUAUGUCUAAAAAUAUAGAAUGAAAAAAAAAACUAAAAAUAAGGUAUGAAUAAAACUAUAUUAGGAAGCUGGCAUUUACUCUGUUCUCUCGCUCGGCUGGAAAUUAAUGGCAUCAUCACCCAGCGGCGAAAGUUAGCCAAGCUGUCCUUUCGCGGUUAAACAAAAUCAAACGUUACGUCUUCACUUUUUUUCAGCCAAGGUAAUACCAUUAUUUAAAUUACUCUUAAGGCAUUUCUUCUGUGUCACUAUUCUGUAAUGGAGCCGGUGGUGUGUUAAAUAAAGUAAAAUUUUCUA